Molecule: messenger RNA, 792 nt
Organism: Impatiens glandulifera
Lineage: Eukaryota; Viridiplantae; Streptophyta; Magnoliopsida; Ericales; Balsaminaceae
Exons: 2
Coding region: 1-792 (263 amino acids)
Source: RefSeq, a predicted model, not a curated record
AUGAAGAUCGAAAGAGAAGGGAACGUGACACUCUCGUAUCCGUUACUCACGAAGAAUAACUACUCUGUGUGGGCAUUAAAGAUACGGGUAAACUUACAAACACAAAGAGUGUGGGAAGUCAUGAUGCUCGACGAGGUGGACGCACAUAAGGAUAGAAUGGCUCUCGCCACCAUCUAUCAAGCGCUCCCGUACAACAUACUUCUCAUGGUGGACGAGAAUGAUUCGUCCAAGCUAGUGUGGGAGAUGCUAAAGACGAUGCAUGUUGGAGUGGAGAUAGUCAAGGAGGCAAAAUUGCAAACCUUGAAGACACACUUCAAGAAGAUUUGCGUGAAGAAUGGGGAAUUAGUGGGUGAUUUUACCAUGAAAUUGACAUCCAUCAUGACUGGUAUCCACUUGUUGGGAGGGAAAGUUGGGGAAAUCUCGGCCGUCAAAAAUGACAAUGUUUUUCCCGAAGAUGAUAAGGCAAACCUCACUAGCUUCUAUGACAAGGAUCUAUCAUUAAUGUUUCCUGAGGGAGUGACAAAUUAUUUUCCCAAAGACGAUGAGACAAAAUUCGAAGAGUUUGUGCAAGAAUCGUCCAAGGAGGAAUCAUAUGUGAUGUUGCUCAAUAAAGAGAAAGUCAUGGCGAACCUCCUCGCAAGUGGCGAUGAGUAUAAUUACAACGAUGUGUGGUACCUUGAUAGUGGAGCAAACAACCAUAUGACGAGCCAUCGAGUGAAGUUCAAUGAGAUCGACGAAAAGAUCACUAGAAAUGUGAAGUUCAAAGACGGAAGCAAGACACAGGUUUAUUGA